Daphnia pulicaria is the source of this 1366-nucleotide messenger RNA. It is a transcript of the gene Arp10, whose product is annotated as actin-related protein 10-like. The transcript has 7 exons. NCBI's taxonomy places the organism in Eukaryota, Metazoa, Arthropoda, Branchiopoda, Diplostraca, Daphniidae. Bases 129 to 1313 code for a protein of 394 amino acids. Gene Ontology annotation, biological process: retrograde axonal transport of mitochondrion. The record is from RefSeq and is a predicted model, not a curated record.
UUUGAGUAAUGGCCGUCAGCAGUCCCCAAAGUGGUCAGCUGUGUUGGUGUUGUUUUAUGACAGUUUCAGUGCUUACAGUUUACAUGAGUAUUACAAUUAAUAUUUAAUAUUGGUAGCGUUUAAUCAAAAUGCCCAUACACGAUAAUGAUCGCCAUGCAGUUGUCCUAGAUAUCGGACGAGCUUACACCAAGUGUGGUUUUGUUGGUGAAAACGAGCCGAGAGUCAUCAUUCCAUCCAAAUUAGAUGGCUCCAAAAAAGGUGAAGGAGUUUACCUUCAUGAAUAUUCCAGUGAAAAAGAACUUCAUUUCAAUCUGGUCAAAUUUCUCCACCACAUUUUCUUUAAGUAUUUAUUAGUCAAUCACCGUGAAAGAAGGAUUGUGAUUGUUGAAUCUUUACUGUGUCCUACAGAAUUUCGUGAAAUUCUAGCCAAUGUUCUUUUUGUUCAUUUUGAGGUACCAUCUGUCUUGUUUGUGCCUUCUCAUCUUGUCACACUUUAUACCCUGGGGAUCAACACUGCAUUUGUGAUUGAUAUUGGACAUGAGGAAACUACGAUGAUACCAGUUUGUGAAGGAACUCCUUUGAUUCAUGCUUGGCAAGCUCAACCUCUUGGAGCAAAAGCCAUUCAAGGGCGGUUGGAAUCUCUUCUAUUGCUACGCGCCAAGGUCCAGGGAAGUGAUGGUCAAAAGGUUGACUUGGUUGAUGUCAUUCCUAAACUAUCACGUGGAAUCUUAGAAGACAUUGUGGUGCGUACUUGUUUCGUGACUACACUGCCAAGAUCCCGCCAACUUGUUGCUUCCCGGACAAAUGAAGCAGGGCCAUCUCCCCCUGUUCCCCCACCUACCAUUCUCUAUCCUUUGUCCGGCAAUAAUAAUUUGACUCUUGAUGGAUCUGUUCGUGAAGAGUCAGCCGAGGUCCUCUUUGAAACGGACAAUGAGAUGGUUUCACUCGCUUCGAUGAUUUUGGAUAGUAUACUCGCUUCGCCAAUUGAUUUUCGAAUUCCACUAGCGGAGAAUUUGGUAAUAAUAGGCGGAGGAUCAAUGAUGCCUGGACUAAAAUCUCGUUUAGUGUCGGAAGUAAAGGAUCUCCAGCAACACCCAAAGUACUCAAGUCGGAUUGCUCUCAAGGCCCUAAAAGUUCAUCGGCCACCAGCUAAAUCAAACUAUGCCGCUUGGCUUGGAGGGGCUAUUUUAGGAGCAACGGAAGCGAUCGCCACACGCAGCUACACUCGCGAAGUCUACUUGCAGACUAAUCAUGUUCCCGAUUGGAAUAAUUUAGCGGAUAACACCAAAGAAAUUGAUAGUAGAGCUGGUUAACUAAACAGUGCUAAUAAAUCAGUUUUUUCACAAAAUAAAAGUAUUUAAAACUA